Trematosphaeria pertusa is the source of this 1239-nucleotide messenger RNA. RefSeq lists its product as uncharacterized. The coding region runs from base 1 to 1239 and encodes 412 amino acids. Lineage: Eukaryota; Fungi; Ascomycota; Dothideomycetes; Pleosporales; Trematosphaeriaceae. The transcript is spliced from 3 exons. The record is from RefSeq and is a predicted model, not a curated record.
AUGCAUGGCGUGCCCGCUAGCAACAACACUUCGCAAACAGAGUCGACGGGAAAUGGCACCGGUCGCCUUAGCCUGAAUGUCGGCAGCAGUAACCAUCCGGAGAUACAUAGCGGCAAAGCCGCAACUUCCAGCUCAGCACGCCCGACCAAACCACUUUACUUCCGCAAUGAUUGGGCAGCCGCAAUCACAUACCGUUAUCGGCCCACAGAAGCGGAGCGUGCGGAAUCUCGGGCAGACCCGACCAUGAAAGAUGUGUUGGGGAAGGCCGAGGGCUGGAUCCAAAUCCUUUACAACAAUAUGAUGAACGUGGCGAAUUGCAACAACAAGCCCGACAGCAACGAGCUUUCCAUGUUCAAGUCUACUCGGCUUGACAAGAGGGCAGUCGAGGCCACAUGCAGAGCAAUCCUCGUCGCUCUUAUUCACCGCUGCGUGGUCGGGUACUGCGGACCACCGGACAGGAAUGCACCUGCUCGCGAGGAUAGGAGUCUGAGCUGCAAGGAAAGGCUGAUCGCUGUCGCCGCGGCUCUCAGGCGAGAUAAGCGCAUCUGUAAGGAUGUGCUGUUCGAGGAUAGCAAGAUUAUCUUGCUUGUACAUGGGCCGAACAGAGUAGCGAAAUCUAAGGAAUCGCAGCAGAAGGGAAACGACAAGAAAAAGGCCGCAAAAGUCGGUCAAGGAAUGCCAGUCGAACAGAGCAAAGUCGAUAUUCCAAAGACGUCAAAAGAGAGUCCACUUUCGGCCGGAAUCCCCGCAGAUCCUGCUUCCCCAAUCUUGUCGCCAGUCUCCCACAAUGCCGUCGGCCACGACGAGGGGACGACCGCCAAAGGCCCCGAUCAUACACCAUCCCCAAACCCUUCUCCUACCGCGAUUCGUGCUCCGCCUUCAGUCCCGAUCUCAACGGUUUCUCCAUCUCAAAGUCUAACUGCCCCUGCCAUAAGCAUGGUGCCCACUCCGUCUACGACACCGACUCCGUCAAGCACCUCCACCUCAUCCUCUGUCAGCAAAAGGCCAAACCCCUUGUUCCAUCCGGUUUUCAAGAAAAAGCGCUCUGACACCGAAGAGUCUGAGGCUAGGCAAAGUGUUACAUGCCCUCCUCUGGGCAUAGCGAGAGGAUCUAAUCACUUGUUCGGGAAGAAGCGCGCUCGGGAUGAGGAUGGUGUCGAUGCUGCCCCACAAGCCAAGAAGGGUAUGCUUGAGCAAAAGGGAGAACCAGAAGACACCGGUCGGGUAGAUGAGUGGUGA